UAAAGCAAAUAGCAACAUAAAAGACACUGAAGGAGAUCCUCGAACGGAAUAAUUUACUGUAGCCGAUUGGUUGAAAUGUCCAUGAGCUUAAUAGUAUAUAUUUGUUUUACCAAUACUACGGCAAAGAAUGAUGAAAUAUCUCUUGAUUAUUUAUCUAUGGACGCCAGUUGUCUCACAUGGGUCCAGUGUAGGAUGUCCUGAAGGAGUUCAUUUUAACUCUGUGAACCUGAGGAACAUUGCAAAGUGGCAUCAUGGGAAAGACACACCAAAUGACACACAUUACACAGUGGAGUAUGCAAUUUAUGGUGACAGAAUGGAUAGUGGGGCGACACAGGUGCGCUGGAGGGUGAAGAACCAGUGCAGAGACAUCCCUCAGACCCGGUGUGAUCUAUCCAAUGAGACCACUGACCUGGAUGAAGGCUACUUUGCCAGAGUCAAGGCUGUGGGCACAAACCUAUCCUCCAAAUGGGCAUUCACGGAAAAGAGGUUUGACCCCAAAGCUGACACAACCUUUGGACCACCACUUGUAAAACUUGUGGUGAAGGAGAAUAGUGUUACUGUCAAGCUGAAGGGUCCAAUGAGAUGGAAGACUGGAAACAUGACAAAAGAGUACUCCUUGUUGAAAAUAUACCCUCAGAUGACAUACAACCUCUCUGUGUACGACAACAGAAGCAACAAAACGCAUCACUUCACUGUGGAAAACAGAUCCUUUGAAUAUGGGUUGCUUGCCUAUGAAACCCAGUAUUGUUUCUCUGCUAAUUCCCAGGUCCUGUCACUUCCUAUACCUUGGCAUGCCUCUGAAUGGCAGUGCCUAACAACCCCAAAGGAUCCCUUCUACGAUCAGCUGCUACUGAUGCUGAUGGGAGCCGUUGUACCAUCAGUUAUCUGCCUUUUCAUGCUGAUCCUGGCCGGAUGCCUUUUCUACCACUUUGUCUGUGGUAAUAAACAGAAAAGUCCUCCUUUCCUGGAAAUAUUGGACCUUCAGAACCCACCGCAGACUUUCUGUCCUGAGCAUACUGUGACAGUGAAUGUGGUACUGGUCAACAUUGCCAAGCCCAUGGAGUUGAUAACCAUAAAGCCUAACAACAUCCCUGCCCUGAUCCACCAAACAGAGUGGGAGCUCGAACUACCCUACACUUCCCAGCAAGCCCCUGGCAUAGAACCUCCAAAGGAGGGAUCAUGCGAAGAUGAAUUCGGUGAGGCCCAACCAGAACCUCUAGACUAUGGCUUCGUUGGAGCGGCCCCAGAGAUGCCAGAAGUAAGAGAAAGUGAGGCAUCUGACAUUGAGAAAACCCGGCCCCUGCGUCUCAGCCAGGUCAACCCGUACAUAGCACAGAGAUGUGCACCAGGUUCACAGGAGCCUGUGGAGAAUGUUUUGACUGGGAUGUGUUUAGACAUGGACCCCAAGACAGGGCUCUUUAGAAUGCCACUGCUGUCUGAUAUAAAGCUGGGGGUGGAGAGCACAAGUUACAAAGAGCCUGAUCAGAUGGGUCCCUACGCACCACAGCACGUCUCUGUCAGAGAGACCACUGAGGUGGACCUGUGGGGAGACAAAGCUGAAGGGCCCCAAAGUUACCCCUCAGACUACGGCUUCGUGGGAGCAGCCCCAAAGCAGCAGAUGGUGCCAACAAAGUACCCGACGCGGUCUAACAGAAGGGAUAAUCAGCCCCUGCUGCUAGCCCAGGUCAACCUGUACAGAAGCCAGAGGCAAGCUCUGUUUCCACAGGAGUCUGAGGAAGAGGAUGGAUUAGGUGGUGGUAACUGUGUUGACUGGAGCCCUACAACAGGGAUCCUCCAGAUGCCUUUGCUCUCCAAGCCUAUUCCAGAAGUGGAGGGAGCGAGGAAGGACAGGGAGUCAGAGCAGUUGGAGAUCUUACCCAGUGUGUUAGUGAGGCAAUCCUCAGAGGAGAGUGAGGGUGAGAGUGACCUGACUAAACUACAGAAUGUCUGGAGUCUACAGAUCAACAUGGAGGACUAACCUAUUAGACAGUUAACCUAUUGGACACUUAACCUAUCAGACAGUUAACCUAUUGGACACUUAACCUAUCAGACAGUUAACCUAUUGGACACUUAACCUAUCGGACAGUUAACCUAUUGGGCACUUAACCUAUCGGACAGUUAACCUAUUGGACACGUAACCUAUCAGACAGUUAACCUAUUGGACACGUAACCUAUCAGACAGUUAACCUAUUGGACACACAUUAUCACAGCAAAAAAGUUUGUUUACCGUAUGUGGGAGAAUAAUUCAGAUUUCUGUUUGUACCAUUUGAUUCAGUUGCCAAAUCAAAUGAAGGACAUCUUUUUAACUAAUCCAAAAUGCUUGGUGAAUGCUUCAGCAAUGUGAUUGUAACUAAUUUAUUUUUGAGGUUUUGUUUACUUUGUACCUUUUAUCCAUACUUUUCUACUAACUUAUCAUGAUUGAUGAAUUGCCAGAUAGCUUUUUUUGUACAAUUUAAUUCAAAGUUUAUAUGAAGGCACAUGCAAUGCCACUUUACCUCAUGAUGAUUAACAAGCAGGGGGAGUGUUGCUGUAAAGGUUUAUAACCACACACUAAACUAUGAAGACAAUGCAAAUAAAGGAUGUAUACAGUACCUUUUGGACACACCUACUCAUUCAAGGGUUUUUCUUUAUUUUGUCAAUUUUCUAUAUUGUAGAAAAACAGUGAAGACAUCAAAACUAUGCAAUAACACAUAGGGAAUCUUGUAGUAACCAAAAAAAUGUUAAUCAAGAUAUAUUUUAGAUUCUUCAAAGUAGCCACCCUUUGCCUUGAUGACAGCUUUGCAUUCUCUCAACCCGUUUCAUGAGGAAUGCUUUUCCAACAGUCUUGAAGGAGGUCCCACAUAUGCUGAGCACUUGUUGGCUGCUUUUCCUUAACUCUGCGGUCCAACUCAUCCCAAACUAUCUCAAUUGGGUUGAGGUUGGGUGAUUGUGGAAGCCAGGUCAUCUGAUGCAGCACUCCAUCACUCUCCUUGUUCAAAUAGCCCUUUCACAGCCUGGAGGUGUGUUUUGGGUCAUUGUCCUGUUGAAAAACAAAUGAUAGUCCCACUAAGCACAAACCAGAUGGGAUGGCCUAUUGCGGCAGAAUGCUGUGGUAGCUAUGCUGGUUAAGUGUGCCUUGAAUUCUAAAUAAAUCACAGACAGUGUCACCAGAAAAGCUCCAUCACACCUCCUCCAUGCUUCAUGGUGGGAACCACAAGUGCGGAGAUAAUUAGUUCACCAACUCCCAAAAACACGGUACCAAAAACCAAGAAUUUGGAGUCAUCAGAAUAAAGGACAGAUUUCCACCACUCUAAUUUCCAAUGCUCCUGUUUCUUGGCCCAAGCAGGUCUAUACUUCUUAUUGGUGCCCUUUAGUAGUGGUUUCUUUGCAGCAAUUUGACCAUGAAGACCUGAUUCCCACAGUCUCCACUGAACAGUUGAUGUGGAGCUGUGUCUGUUACUUGAACUCUGUGAAGCAUUUAUUUGGGCUGCGAUUUCUGAGGCUGGUAACUCUAAUGAACUUAUCCUCUGCAGCAGAAGUAACUCUGGGUCUUCCUUUCCUGUGGUGGUCCACAUGAGAGCCAAUUUCAUUAUAGCGCUUGAUGGUUUUUGCGACUGCGCUUGAAGAAAUGUUCAAAGUUCUUGACAUUUUCCGCAAUGACUGACCUUCAUGUCUUAAAGUAAUAAUGGAAUGUCAUUUCUCUUUGCUUAUUUGAGCUGUUCUUGCCAUAAUAUUGACUUGGUUUUUACCAAAUAAGGCUAUCUUCUGUAUACCACCCAUACCUUGUCACAACACAACUGAUUGGCUCAAACGCAUUAAGAAGGAAAUAUAUUCCACUAAUUUACUUUUAACAAGGCACACCUGUUAAUUGAAAUGUAAGUGACUAACUCAUGAAGCUGGUUGAGAGAAUGCCAAGAGUGUGCAAAGCUGUCAUCAAGGCAAAGGGUGGCUAUUAUGAAGCGUCUGAAAUAUAGAAUAUAUAUUGAUUUGUUUAACACUUUUUUGGUUACUACAUGAUUCCAUAUGUGUUAUUACUUAGUUUUGAUGUCUUCAAUAUUAUUCUACAAGGUAGAAAAUAGUAAAAAUAAAGAAAAACCCUUGAAUGAAUAGGUGUGUCCAAACUUUUGACUGGUACUGUAUAUCUGUUAUUUCCUUAAACACUUUACACGUUGAUGUCAUUGGUGCCUUUUAUUAUACUUAGCACAUUGAGGCAAUAUUGACUUUACAAUGUUACCUGACUUUUAAAAGCACCAAUGACCAAAAGCAUGUUUAUUCACUUUUUUCUACUUCAUAUUUUGGUGGGUAUGUGAGUGUGACUGUGUGUGCUUGCGUGCGUGUGUGAACUGGAUAACUGUUAACAGUUGACUUUCACAUGGACUGUGGAUAUUUAUUCUCAUGAUCACCUCUUUGAAGAAGUCUACCAUUUAGAACAUGAACUGAGGGACCUUUUGUUUUUGUUUGUUUCAAAAAGGAAGUGAGUCAUUUAUGUCACGAAAAGGCAUCUACAAAGGUUAAAAAAAUAUCUGCCUGUGUUUGACAUUUAUCAUCAUUCCUUAUAAACAGAUUUGUCUUUAUACUGCAGAAUGUGAGCUUUAUUGUAAUCUCUUUAAAGGACAGAACUAGUCUGUUCCAGAUAAAUGAUUGUACACCCUGAUAACUCCUGCUUCCAUCUGCAGGCUUGUUAGUGGUUAAUUAUAAAAUUAUCAUAUAACAACAUAUAAUAUUACAUUGUGUAGGGCAUCACACACACUACUAGUCAUGAUUCAAUGCUGAAAACGACCGUCCAUGUGGCAUAAAACUGUUUGGUAAUAACAGUCCAUGCUCUGACCAAUACCUGAGGAGGUGACGAAGCUGUCUAUGGAAUCUCCAUGUAUUCUAAUCUUCACUGAGUAGGGAGGGAGUGAGGAAAUAGACUUAAGAAUACAUUGUGGUUAUGAAAUAUCUUGUCAUCUGUUCUUAAGAAUAAAAGAUGCAGUUACUGUAGAUUUGGAACAUGGUGUAAAUCAA
Oncorhynchus nerka (sockeye salmon) is the source of this 4986-nucleotide messenger RNA. RefSeq lists its product as uncharacterized. Gene Ontology annotation, cellular component: plasma membrane. Lineage: Eukaryota; Metazoa; Chordata; Actinopteri; Salmoniformes; Salmonidae. The transcript has 7 exons. The record is from RefSeq and is a predicted model, not a curated record. Gene Ontology annotation, biological process: cytokine-mediated signaling pathway. The coding region runs from base 128 to 1978 and encodes 616 amino acids. Gene Ontology annotation, molecular function: cytokine receptor activity; protein binding.